Molecule: messenger RNA, 896 nt
Organism: Linum trigynum
Lineage: Eukaryota; Viridiplantae; Streptophyta; Magnoliopsida; Malpighiales; Linaceae
Source: the annotation of a GenBank genome assembly
AUUAUGCGAAGAAUAAACCCUAAAGUUGUUAGUUUUCUCUGUAGUUUAUCGUAGAAAUAGAUCAUAUAUCUAUCUAUUGGUAUCAGAGACGAGUUGAUCCGUGGCAAUCACAAUGGUACUCGAGACCAGAAACGGUGAAGUGAAAGGUGCUAUCGACCAUAGGUUUCAAGUCGUUGACAAACAAAUCAACGACAUCAAUGCGACAAUGACGACGAGAUUUCAAAAGGCUCAAGACGACCGGGCAUGACUUAGGAAAGAGAUGGCGUCGAUGCAGGCAGCCUUGCAACAGAUCACAAAUCAGAUCCAACACUUGUCUGGGUCAAUCGCCAGAGUGACCAAAGGCAUGCUUGGAACUACACCGGUAGCUGCGCUGGACCAGGCCACGAAGAUGACUUCCCCUCAGUUAACGCUCAAAGCAAAGGGAGCUGAGGUUUCAGGUAUUACCGGCAGAAAAUGUGUACAGGGCUCCGAAAAGAGACCCAUCGUCGUGGGAGAGAGCCAUUCUGGUGUGGUAUCCGCCACGAGGGCAGCGUUGGGGUCAUUGGCUGUGAAUGGCGAAUCUUGUGGUCUCGGAGGGAUUGUGGCGGCGACACCAACUCACAACCACCUACGGGAAGCAUGUCAGUUCCCGAUGGCUUGAAUACGACUAUUUAGCCGAGCCAGCAAUCGGCUGCCGGAUUUCGUCCGUCCUGCAACUAGAAGAAGAUUAGACUGUACCUUCUGGACUUCCACCACCGGGCUUCGAUUUUGGAAGGGGAACAGGUCGCUAUGGGAGCAGUUCGAACGACGGGGGUGGUCCAUUUGCCGAUGGUAGCUUCGUGGUAUCUGCUGAAUCUAUGGUUGCAGGGCUCCAAACUGGCAAAAAACAUAGAGGUAAAUAAUAAUUCUGAAACUGU